CCCUGUGAAGUAGGUUAGGCUGAGAGAGAAGUGACUGGCCCAGAGACACCCAGCUAGUUUUAUGGCUGAAUGGGGAUUUGAACUCGGGUCUCCCCGGUCCUAGUCCAGCACUAGGAGAAAGAAAAUUUAAAAGAAAAAUUUCUGAAGAAAAGGGACAUUUAAUAUCUAAAAUUUGCUCCAUGAGUGAAUGAAUUUGUUUCCAAAAAAACCUGUGCUUUAUUACAGAUCCACCACAUAUGAUAAAAUGUCCCCACUUGCAGAUUAUAUUUCCAGCGCCCCUUUGGAUUUAAGAGAAUACCACUCAGGAACCUGCUAUUGUCCCCAGACCCUAACCCAAGAAGACACAGACAACAGUAUAGUGGGUAUAACGGGCCACAACUUUAUAAAUCAAAUUAAUUUGAGUUAGCGGACUGUAGGAGGGUAAACACUCCACCGCCCAGAGAGUGCAGGCCUAACAAAGACUGGGUUCCAACUUCACAGUCCUUCCCCAUGUCUUUACUCAGUCCCCAAAAGGACGACCAGCCCAAAGCCCAUUCUGCCCCUAGGGAAGGGAGGGCAGGGAAAACCUCAAGCCAACUGAAAGUUUGGGGCAGGGAGCUGCUGGAACGGCUGUGCAAUCCCCGCCCCCUACAGGCCCCUGGCCAAUCAGAAGCCUUCUAGGGCUCAUGCUAGGGAAUGGGCUGGGACAAACUACCCUCCCUUCAGCACAAGACCUUGGGAAGGGCAUGUCCAUGCAGUUCGGGCAAUAUUGAGUCCAUCCCACAUGUACUUUUAUACCAUUUAUAUUAUAGGGACAUUCACAUUGCCUGGAUAGAACCACUUAUUUAAAAAAACAUAUCAGGUCGAUCAGAAGAGUAUUAUACUUCCUUUUUCCUGGCAGACCAGUAUACAGCAAAUACGGCUGGGGUAGCAAGAUUCUGUGCCACAGCAUGCAAACUGAGAUGGGAGCAUUUAAUGAAUUGUAAUUGUGACCUCUUUAUAUGUUUUGAUACUCUAAGAAGGAAAUAGGGAACAGCUUGGGUGGGGCACUGACUGUUUGUUGCCUCUGCUCCACUUCUCUUCCAGGUGUGUACCAUCUCCUGGGCUGUUGCUGAGCUGGGGCUUCUGCUAAUAUAAAGGGCAGGCUGGCCCAGGGGCGUGAGCCUCUUGGCGCGAGCCGAAGGGCGAGAGCACAAGGGCUCUUGUCGUUGUGGCUCUCAGCCGUGGGGUGAGCUGCCUGGGCCUGAAGACCUUUUUCGUCUGCCUUGAAGAUCUGUCUUCCUUCAAUUAAGAUAUCAGCAGAGAUCGUAUAAGCCUGGUCCUGGUUUUUAAAUUAAGCCAAGAAGCUAUGGUGGGUUAGUCUGGGGAGAUGUGCCUGGGAGAGCGAAAAAGUGGGUCUGGAGUGGGGGUAGCGGGCAGAGGGAGGUAUGGCGGUGGGAGUUGGGCGGGCCGUUACUGGGGAAAUCGGUCCAGGCAAUUGAGGCCUGUUCCUUUUUCCGGCCCCUCUCCCAACCCUCUGACCCUAGGGAGCUCUGAGAACACUCCUUCGAGGAUUAGGGUGCUGCUGCUGAAUGCCAGGUCAGUUAACACAAAAACAUCUCUCAUCCACGAUCUGAUUGUGGAUGAGCGUGCUGACCUGGUAUGCAUGACGGAGACCUGGUUGGAUGCGCUGGGCGGGGUUGGUCUCUCUCAGCUUUGUCCUCCAGGUUUCCAGAUCGUGCAGCAGCCCCGCCUCAAGGGCCGGGGAGGAGGCGUUGCAGUCAGCUUUCGAGAGACCCUCCCCGUUUCCAGGUGCCCGGUCAGGCAAUCUCAGAAUUUCGAGGGUUUGUCCUUGAGGGUGGGCCUCCGAGAUAGGCUGGGGAUUCUGUUGGUGUACCGACCACCCCACUGCACUUCAGUCUCCCUACCUGAGCUGGCGGGGGUGGUCUCGGAAGUGGCUUUGGGUUCCCCCAGGCUUAUUGUUUUGGGGGAUUUCAAUGUCCACGCCGAGGCCCCCCUAGUGGGUGCGGCUCAGGAUUUCAUGGCCUCCAUGGCAACCAUGGGCCUGUCUCAAUUGGUAUCGGGCCCUACCCACGUGGUGGGACACACUCUGGAUCUGGUUUUUGCCGACCGGGAAAUAAAUGAUCUGGAGGUGGGGGAAUUUGAGAUCACUCCCUUGUCAUGGACAGAUCAUCACCUGGUGGGGUUUAGUUUGACUGCUCCGUCUGCCCUCUGCAGGGGUGGUGGGCCGAUUAAGAUGGUCCGCCCCCAGAGGCUUAUGGUUCCAUUUGGAUUUCAGACGGCCCUCGGGGAGUUUCCAGUGUCCAGAGCUGGUGACCCUGUCGAGGCCUUGGUUGAUCUCUGGAAUGGAGAGGUGGCCCGGGCUGUUGACACGGUUGCCCCCAAGCGCCCUCUCCGGCUUGGUGGAGCCCGUUCUGCUCCUUGGUUUUCCUCGGAGCUUAGGGCAAUGAAGCAACUCGGACGACAGCUGGAGCGACGCUGGAGGAAGAGUCGUCACGAAUCCGAUCGAACACGGGCUAGAGCCCAUUUUAGGGACUACGCCGUGGCGGUGGGGGCAGCGAAGAAACGUUUUUUCUCCGCCUCCAUUGCGUCUGCUCAGUGCAGGCAAACAGAGCUGUUUCGUGUGGUGAAAACAUUGCUCCACACAUCCCCCCGGACAAUGGGGGAGGAGUCAUCUACUGCUCUUUGUGAUCGGUUUACCUGUCGCUUUGCAGAUAAAGUCGCUUGCAUCCGUGCUGACCUGGACUCCAGAGUUUUGGCAGUUCCGGCAGACGUGCCUCUGGUACCAUCUGGUCCCGUUGUUUUGGAUUCUUUUCGGUUGGUGCGGCCUGAGGAUGUGGACAAGAUCCUGGGCAGUGUGCGGGCGACUUCGUGCGCUCUUGACCCUUGCCCUUCAUGGCUAAUAAAAGCUGCCAGGGAGGGGACAAGCAGAUGGCUGGAGGUGAUCGUUAAUGCUUCGUUAAGGGAGGGCAGGAUGCCAUCGUGCCUUAAGGAGGUGGUGGUAAGACCUCUAUUUAAAAAGCCCUCAACCUGGACAAUUAUAGACCUGUGUCUAACCUUCCCUUCUUGGGCAAGGUGAUGGAGCGUGUGGUGGCGUCCCAGCUGCAGAGGGUCUUGGAUGAUACGGAUUAUCUGGACCCUUUUCAAUCUGGCUUCCGCCCCGGGUAUGGGACUGAGACUGCCUUGGUCGCUCUAGUGGAUGACCUACGCCGGGAACUAGAGAGGGGGAGUGCGUCCCUGUUGGUUCUGCUGGACCUCUCAGUGGCGUUCGAUACCAUCGACCAUGGUAUCCUUCUGGGCCGCCUCUCGGGUAUGGGGAUCGGAGGCACUGCGUUGCAGUGGUUCCAGUCCUUUCUUGAGGGGAGGGUCCAGAAGGUGGUGCUGGGGGACUACUGCUCGGCCCCGUGGCCGUUGGCCUGUGGGGUCCCACAGGGUUCGGUCUUGUCCCCCAUGCUGUUUAACAUCUACAUGAAGCCGCUGGGAGAGGUCAUCCGGGGAUUUGGACUGAGUUGUCAGCAAUAUGCGGAUGACACUCAGCUCUAUCUCUCCUUGUCAUCUGAUCCUAGGGAGGCGGUGGAUGUCCUGAAUCGGGGGCUGGAGGCCGUGAUGGGUUGGAUGUGGGCUAAUAAACUGAAAUUGAAUCCGGAUAAGAUGGAGGUACUGUUGGUCAGUAGGAGAGCCAAUCAGGAUGAGGAGAUUUUACCGGUUCUGGAUGGGGUUGCACUCCCCUUGAAGGAGCAAGUACGCAGCUUGGGGGUACUACUGGACCCGGUUCUGCUUUUGGAAGCUCAGGUGGAGCGGUGGCCAGGGGUGCCUUUUCACGGCUUCGGCUGGUGCGCCAGUUGCAUCCCUUUCUCGAGAAGGCAGAUCUGGCCACGGUUACCCACGCCUUAGUCACGUCGCAGCUGGAUUACUGUAACGCGCUCUACGUGGGGCUGCCCUUGAAGAAUAUCCGGAAACUACAGCUAGUGCAAAAAGCGGCAGCAAGGGUUCUAUCCGGAGCUGCCCGUUGGGAACAUAUCACCCCCAUUUUGAAAGAGCUGCACUGGCUGCCGGUUUGUUACCAGGUCCAGUUCAAGGUGCUGGUUUUGACCUUUAAAGCCCUAAACGGUUUGGGCCCGGGGUAUUUGAGGGACCGCCUGCUCCCAAGGAUUGCUGCCCGCUUGACUAGGACAUCUGGGGGGGGCCUUCUCCGGGUGCCGACAAUGAGGGAGGCCCGGCUGUCGUGCACUCGGGACAGGGCCUUCUCUGUUGCUGCCCCUAGACUCUGGAAUGCUCUCCCGGUGGCCAUUCGUUUCUCAGACUCCAUCACAGCUUUUAGAAAGCUUUUAAAGACUAGGCUUUUUACCCAGGCUUUUACAUAAUCGUCUUUUACUGCUGUUCUUGUGUGUUUUUAUCUGUUGUCUUGUUUUUAUGCCUGUUUUUAGCUUGAUGUUUUUACUGUUUUUUAUUGUAUGUUUUUAAUUUUUGUAAACCGCCUUGGGGUUUUCUUUUAACGAAAGGCGGUAUAAACAUGUAAAAAUAAAUAAAUAAAUAAAAAUAUUACCCAGUC
This is a messenger RNA of Hemicordylus capensis (graceful crag lizard), 4531 nucleotides long. RefSeq lists its product as uncharacterized. The record is from RefSeq and is a predicted model, not a curated record. Lineage: Eukaryota; Metazoa; Chordata; Lepidosauria; Squamata; Cordylidae. Gene Ontology annotation, molecular function: catalytic activity. The transcript has 2 exons. Bases 1349 to 3058 code for a protein of 569 amino acids.